Molecule: messenger RNA, 1172 nt
Organism: Hymenoscyphus albidus
Lineage: Eukaryota; Fungi; Ascomycota; Leotiomycetes; Helotiales; Helotiaceae
Source: the annotation of a GenBank genome assembly
AUGCUCCACCACGGUGGAGUCCACCAAUGGGACCUCACACUCCCAGAAGCUCAAUCCGCACUUUUCGUCCGUCCCCUCUUCCCUCCUAUCAAUCUCUACCCUUCAACCCCUGCUUCCAUCUCACUAACAACAUCAGUGGUUCAACAUAACCUCAAUCGAAUACGGAAUCUGCAUGUUAACCUGCAAACUCACCAUCCUAACCAUCUACCGGCGCGUCUUCCUCCCACACCACAAGACUCAAAAAUCGUAUUUCCACCUCAUCCUCCGCGUCCUCGAAGCCAUCCUCAUCGCUUUCUACUUCUCCAUCACGGUCGUCAAGAUCUUCGAAUGCAACCCCCGAGAAAGAAUCUGGAAGAGGAGUCUACCGGGCACGUGUAUCAAUAUCAAUGCGAUGUUGAAUAGUAGCGGGAUGUUUAAUUUUAUCACGGAUGUGCUGAUCUUGUUGGUGCCCGUGAAGAGUGUGUGGGGGUUGAAUAUGAGCAGGGGGAAGAAGGUGAGGGUUGUGGCGGUUUUUACGUUUGGGUUGAUGUAUGUUUGCCUUUUUCCUGGUUCUUCUUGCAUUGAGUUUUACAUCACGGUUACGCUAAUUCUUUUUCAAGUGCACCGGUGUUUAGUAUGAUAGGUUUUCUCGCCCGAGAAUCCAUUGCAAAAUCUCCGGAUGUGACAUACAACCAACCACUUGCUCUUUUAUGGGCGUAAGUCCACAGGAAUUUCUCUCUUUCCAUUUAUUUUCUAGGCUAACAUCCCUCAGAGCCGCAGAAAUCACCACGGGCGUAAUAUGCAUCUGCCUCCCUCCUCUCUCAAUCCUCUUCCACCGCCAAAAGGCCCCCCGCGGUCCCACACAAAGUAUUAUCAACGGCGUCUCAAAUCGUUCCAAUAAACUUAACUCCGCAACCAGAGCCUCGAGACGGAAGGGAACCCUAAAUAUUGAUGAUGAUGACUUGCUUGAGAGUGGGUAUCUUGAGUUGCAGGAUGGCUGUGUGCAUGAGGGACGAGGCCCAGAGAUGGGGAUAGGUGAUGGGAAGGAGAGGAUGGGGGAAAAUGGAUGGAGGGUGACGGAGGUCAGUGCUGGUGGGAAGCGUGAAGGGGAUGGUGAAGGGAUAGGAGGUAGGGGAGGGAGGGAUGGAAAGGAUAUCGUGAAGACGGUUAGGGUGGAGUGUUCUUAUGAGUAA